Messenger RNA from Pogona vitticeps (central bearded dragon), 2262 nucleotides. Lineage: Eukaryota; Metazoa; Chordata; Lepidosauria; Squamata; Agamidae. The record is from RefSeq and is a predicted model, not a curated record.
GUUAACGUACAAAGAAAAGAAAAGGAGCCUUCCCGGGAGGGAGCAGUUCUUUAGUAGAUCCUCAUGGGCAGCAAAACUGUGACUCCCAGCUUCCUUUCUUUUGUCCAGAUCGACAACAGGCCACGGAGGCUGGAGAACCUCAGUGGUGCGGGUGAAUCACUGAAGAGCCCCUUUCCAGGUGGAGUGAAACCUGCAGAGGUGCAGAGAGUGAUGGCUUUGGAGAAGUGCCCCGGGAGCAGCUAGACCGGCUGAGCCAAGGGAGCCAGGCAGGGGAGGCUAGUGAGAAGGGCAAACAAGGCCUGUGCUGAGCUGGUCCGCUUCACCCUUCGCCUCCUCUUCUUCCCCGACAGAUCCACCACCGCCAUGGCUGUUGGCAGGUCACCGUGGGGGAACCGCCCUCGUGGCGCAGUCGUUCUCCUGGCGGUCUGCGCGAUGGUGACCUGGGGCGUCUCUGCGCAGCACGAAGGCUUCCAUGGGCAUGCUCAUGAGGACCUUCACCUUCACCAUGGCCACAGCCACGCUGACCACGGCCACACACAUGAGCAUAUUUGGCACGGACAUGGCCACGGCCACGAAGGCCCUCCCCACGACCAUUUGCACGAGCAGGAGGACUUUCACCACGGGCACGAGGGCCAUCAUCAUGGGCACGAGGGACGUCAUCACGGGCACGAGGGCCAUCAUCAUGGGCACGAGGGCCAUCAUCACGGGCAUGAGGGACAUCAUCACGGGCACGAGGGCCAUCAUCACGGGCACGAGGGACAUCAUCAUGGGCACAGCCACGGGCAUGAGGACCCCCAUCACGGGCACAGUCAUGCCCACCCCCAUGAGGAUUCCCACCUUCACUUUCAUGCCCAUUCGCACGAGGACCACACUGGGGGACCCAGCCAGGCGGAAUCGUCCCCUGAGCACAAGAAGAAGACAACCCCCAGGAAAGAGAAGCUGGAGCCUCUGCGACUCUGGACUUACGCCAUUGGGGCCACCCUCCUCAUCAGCGCUGCCCCUUACUUCAUCCUCUUCCUCAUCCCGGUGGAGUCCAAGACCUCCCAGCACCAGGCCCUGCUUAAGCUGCUGCUCAGCUUUGCUUCGGGGGGCCUCCUGGGAGACGCCUUCCACGUCUUGCAGGCCAUUGGGGCCACCCUCCUCAUCAGCGCUGCCCCUUACUUCAUCCUCUUCCUCAUCCCGGUGGAGUCCAAGACCUCCCAGCACCAGGCCCUGCUUAAGCUGCUGCUCAGCUUUGCUUCGGGGGGCCUCCUGGGAGACGCCUUCCUGCACCUCAUCCCACACGCCUUGGAGCCUCAUUCCCACCACGGAGAAGGAGCAGGGCACGCCCACGCGCCCCCCAAGACGCCUGGACAUGGGCAUUCUCAUCAGGCUCCUGAGCACCAGCACAUGAUGAUGGUCGGCCUCUGGGUCCUCGGCGGCAUCGUGGCCUUCCUGGUGGUGGAGAAGUUUGUCAGGCAUGUCAAGGGUGGCCACGGGCACCUCCACGGGCACAGCCAUGCUGCCAAGGCCAAGAGCAGUGACGACGAAGCAGAGAAAGAGCUGGGGCGGAGGACGGCCGAGAAAGCGGCCCCCAGGAGGAAGGAUGACGCCCCAGAGUCCACCAUGCUCGUGGCCGGGUACCUCAACCUGGCGGCCGACUUUGCCCACAACUUCACGGAUGGGCUGGCCCUGGGGGCCUCGUUCCUGGCCGGCAGCACCGUUGGCACCGUGACCACCCUGACGGUGCUCCUCCAUGAGGUCCCCCACGAGGUGGGGGACUUUGCCAUCCUGGUGCAGUCCGGCUGCAGCAAGCGGAAGGCGAUGAAGCUGCAGCUGGUGACAGCCCUAGGGGCCCUGGCGGGCACCGUCUGCUCCCUGCUGGCGGAGGGCGUCGGGGAGGCGGCCACGGCCUGGAUCCUGCCCUUCACGGCGGGAGGCUUCAUCUACGUGGCCACCGUCUCCGUGAUCCCGGAGCUUCUCCAGGAGUCUGGGCCGGUCCAGUCCCUGCUGGAGGUGCUGGGCCUCCUGGGCGGGGUGGCCAUGAUGGUCUUCAUUGCCCAGUAUGAAUAAAGGAGGAAGAGGAAGAAGAGGAGGGCAGCGGUGGCAGGGAAGGCGGCCUUCCGGAGGCGGAGGCAGGUUUUGGUCGGGGGGGGAGCCACGCUGGCCCAGAGAGGCAGGCUGGAGCCCCCCAGGAGCUUCCGGCUCCCAUUUUGCUGGGCCUUCGCUGCUGCCGAGAAGCAGAAAACAGGAUCCAAGCAUUCCUUCCACUCUGUUCCACGC